Molecule: messenger RNA, 1086 nt
Organism: Striga asiatica
Lineage: Eukaryota; Viridiplantae; Streptophyta; Magnoliopsida; Lamiales; Orobanchaceae
Source: the annotation of a GenBank genome assembly
AUGUCGAACCGACCCACACAUCUGCAAAAAAAAGACGUCAUACAAGCCUGUCUAAGGGAACCAUUACAAAAUAGCCCCAAGAAGUCGCUUCAACCUCCCAGGGGGUUAUACAUGCUAACAAGUUUGAGUGCCUCAAGUCGACGACUGUGGACACUUGUCGGGAUAUGGAAGUCAAAGCUCUCAAUGCAGGGCAGGAACUGGAAGCCCAUUCUAGACCCCCUGACGGAAGACCUUUCCAAGAGCAGGUGUAUGUAUGUGUUUAAAGACAUUGGCGUGUUAUCUUGGAAUGUUCGCGGCCUGGUCAACAAGUUCUCGCAGAGACAGUUGAAGGAUCUCAUUUUCCUGCACAGACCGACUUUCUGCUUUGUUAUGGAACCUCAAUGCCUCUUCGGGAGACAUGAGGCCUGGCUGCAGUACUGUGGUUAUGAUCGUGUAUUUGUAUCGGAAGCGAUAGGUAGAAGUGGCGGCAUCUGGCUACUUAAGAAAACUGGACACCCAUUUCGGGUUACUGUUCUUCACACCUCGGCCCGGACCAUAUCUAUCAGCAUUGGGCGAGGUGGCUUUCAACGGGCGCUUACGGGGAUUUAUGCCUCGCCCUUUUUUCGAGAACGGCUCAGUGAUUGGGACAGCCUGAAGGCAGCUCGUAUGACUUGUAAAGGACUAGGGGACUGGAACGAGGUUACCGGCCCAUCCCACUCCACGAGAUUCUCUUUAUCACAACAUCGAGCUGAUAUUCUUAAUGAUGUCCUGCAUCAUUGCGACCUUACGAUUAUUCAGAGCAUGGGUCCGCCUUUUACAUGGCGGAGGUCCUCCACGAGAGACAAUAUUCACUCCCAGAAAUGCCUAGAUUACGCCGCAGUGGAUACAGAUUGGAUUGGAAACUUUCCCUUUGGGAUGGUGGAGAUUUUAAAUAGAGGUAAUAGUGAUCAUAAUCCGCUCCUACUGCAUUGCCAUCGCAAACCAAACAUCCAGGGGCUUCCACAAUCGCCAUUUCGGUGGCAUGAGGCAUGGGCAGACCAUCCUGAAUAUUUUAAUGUUCUUACCGACAUUGGAACCUGGGCAAUGGAGAUUUUUUGCUCAACAUGA